AUGGACAACAGGAAAAGGCCAGCUGGGUCUUCCCACUGUGGGAGCUUGGUGUUCUGGUCCUCCACAUUUCCUUGGCAACCAGCAAGGGUCCUAAUUGUGGAAGCUCUGCCCCCCUGGUGGUCUGAUACCUGUACAGUGCUCUGUGAUGCUCUGGACGAUGUCCUCUCCCUAGCCUGUAGUCUAGAUGGACCCUGUAGGAUCCCACUGCUCAGCAUAUAUGCCAUCAGCCGCCAGCAGGAAUGUCUCCUGCCAUUUGUGCAGGUUCGUGGUAAUUUGGCCAGGCUUCAUUCUUGUGUUGAGGAGCUGAGGUCUAUACCGGGUGACGGUUGUGUCAAGGGAUCAGCCAGAGGAAGUGAGCUGCUGCGACAAACAGUCCUGGACAGUCUGCAGCAGUUUAAACAGUAUGUCAGACAUACCAGUUCUGGCAGCCAGACUAAUACCAAAUCUGUAGAGGUAACUGUGGUGACCAGCCAGCAUGGAGGGAGCGUUGUCCACCAGUUGGAGAUGGGGCUUAAAGAUGCUGACCUGAUGUCACUGAAGCGGCUCCUGGUGGUCCAAAUAUAUAGUUCUGCAGACUGGGGGAAGGAUGCCCCCUCACCUGAGGCCACACCUUCUGAAACUGACAAUUCCUUUAUGUUGGGCACAGAAAUCGAUCUGCAGCAGGUGGACAACAGUGUGUUUGCCAUGGAAAUGGUGCUGAAGGCGUGGCUUCUGGAACAGGGAGGAGACAGAGAGCACCUUCACCUCCUGCUGCCGGGCUCAAUAAAUCCUGUGUGUGUUAAGUGCGACAUGCAAGAGCGUCUCAUUAGCCCCGCCCUCAUUCCCAUGAGCCCCAACAUUGGAGUGAAGACAGAAAACAUGCAUGACUUCCUUCCCGCCGCUAGGGGUUCAGCCAGUCAGGGCCUCACACCUCAGAGACUGAAGGCAAUCAAGAGUCUGCGUGCUGAUGGACUAUGUGAGAGUGUGUUGUAUGGCCUGCCGCUGGUGAUCCGCCCCACCACCUGCUGGCAGCUGGACUGGGAUGAGAUGGAGACCAACCACAACUUAUUCCACGCUCUCUGCCACACACUCAGGAGUUGUAAUUUGUUCCUACUGCUGCAGUCAGAACCGUCCCAGAGGGGAACAGCUGGAGACUCAGGUGUGUACUCUCACUAUGUCCUGCAGCCCUCCCCGUCCCUCUCACUCCUUUUAAAGCCUGUGGCGUCCAGAGAGCUCCUGCUGCCAUGUUCACUGGCCGUUUCAACUCAGGACCCCACAACUGAAGCCACACAGACUAUACAGGCUUGUCUCACUCAGCUGGAUGAGGAGUUUGUGUUCAACCCUUUGUCUCUGAAUGGUCACCUCUACCAGCACCUCAGGAGCAGAGGUCUGGUCUCACAGCCACGAUACCCGUACAGGCUCCAGCCAGCGGCCACCAAAGGGCCACCACCACUAGAGGGCCCUAAAGCCACAGCGGGCAGACAGCCACGACAGCUGCAAAACCAUGGUCGCCCACUGGUAGUGAACAGCAAGGUCAGGGCCACAGUGGCCCCGCUACGCCCCUCCUCCUUCCACCCAUCCUCUUCAUCCAUGGGACCUCCUCCUGCCAAGGCCUCCCGUCCAGCUCUGACGCUCCUCAGCAGUAGUAACAGAGGUGGGCAUUGGGCCCCGACCCCUACUCUGACCCCUGCUUCUUUUACCCAAGUGGGACAGGAGGAGGAAGAUGAGGAUGACUCCAUGGUAAUACUGUGAGAAAACUGGAGGGUAAGAGGGAAAAUGUUUGAGGCUUGGAGGGAGCAAAAACACACCAACACAACACACUGAGCUCUGUUGCCAGUUUUCUUCAGUCCGAUUUAACACACGCUAUUAACUAGGCCCGACUUUAACAAGCCUGUGUGUGUUUGGGCAUGCGAUUGUGCGUGUGUGUGGGUGAGAGAAAGGAAAAUUUCGCCUCCGUGCCAUCCGUAGACUGCUGAGACAGCAAAAAUGUCAAAUUCACACACCAUAAACAAUAAAAAGUUGGAGAAAAGAUGAAAAGAAGGGAAGCAGCAGGACAAUGGAAGCUUGAAAGAACGGAAAGUCGUGAGAAAUGACAAAAAAAGAACAAAAGGUGGAUGGUGUGUGUGAAAGCAAAAGAUCAGAGAGAGAUUAAAGCCUGUUAGAUGUAAAAAAAAAAUUCUCUCACCCAUUAAGAUGCAUUAAAACAGGACUGGAGACAGUUAGAAGCCACUUUUAAGCAACUAAUUCGGGCCUAUUAAAGCCUGCCAUACUGUAGCCAUCGUACACAGUGACUUAUAGACAAAUACACAUGCACAUUCCUUUUCCAUUUU
Sphaeramia orbicularis (orbiculate cardinalfish) is the source of this 2309-nucleotide messenger RNA. It is a transcript of the gene m1ap, whose product is annotated as meiosis 1 associated protein. NCBI's taxonomy places the organism in Eukaryota, Metazoa, Chordata, Actinopteri, Kurtiformes, Apogonidae. Gene Ontology annotation, biological process: male meiosis chromosome separation; meiosis I; spermatogenesis. The record is from RefSeq and is a predicted model, not a curated record. The coding region runs from base 1 to 1731 and encodes 576 amino acids. The transcript is spliced from 11 exons.